Molecule: messenger RNA, 1818 nt
Organism: Aphidius gifuensis
Lineage: Eukaryota; Metazoa; Arthropoda; Insecta; Hymenoptera; Braconidae
Product: putative serine protease K12H4.7
Exons: 4
Coding region: 165-1655 (496 amino acids)
Biological process (GO): proteolysis
Molecular function (GO): dipeptidyl-peptidase activity; serine-type exopeptidase activity
Source: RefSeq, a predicted model, not a curated record
UAUAUAAAUAAUAAUAAAUAUAAAGCAGACGAUCCGAUUACUCUUUAUCCAAAUUCAAAGCUUGCAUAUUUUUUUAUCAUUAAGAAACACUCCACUUGAAUAAGAUAAAAAAUUUUUUAAUAAAAUUAAAGCAUACUUAUUAAUUCAUUUUGUAUCACAUAAAAAUGAAAAUUUUAAUAAUAUUUUGUUUAAUUAUUAUUUGUAAUUUUGAUUGUAUAUUUGGAUGGCGUUCAUUUUUACGUGGAAAAAGUAAAAAUGGUAAUAUUGGUGCUCCAAUUUUAUCUAAAGAAUAUGAGCUACCAGAAGAUAUGUGGUUUCAACAAAAUUUAGAUCAUUUUGAUCCAACAAAUAUGCAAACAUGGCAACAGAGAUACUUUAAAAAUGCUGAAAAUUACAAACAUGGUGGACCAAUUUUCUUGAUGAUUGGCGGUGAAGGUGAAGCAAGUGCUAAAUGGAUGCUGGAGGGUCAAUGGAUUGAAUAUGCUAAACAAUAUCAAGCAAUGUGUUUUCAAUUGGAGCAUAGAUACUAUGGCAAGAGUCAUCCAACUGCUGACUUGAGUGUUAAAAAUCUCAAGUAUUUAUCUUCAGAACAAGCACUUGCUGAUUUGGCAUAUUUUAUAACUGGAAUGACACAUUUAAAUCAAAUACCAAAAGAUAGUAAAUGGAUUGUAUUUGGUGGUUCUUAUCCUGGCUCACUUGCUGCCUGGAUGAGAAUGAAAUAUCCACAUUUAGUUCAUGGUGCUGUAUCAACAAGUGGUCCACUUCUAGCUCAAAUUGAUUUUCAACAGUAUUAUGUUGUUGUUGAGGACUCAUUGAGAACACAUUCACAGGCAUGUGUUGAUACAAUUAUCAAUGCAACACAACAAAUUCAUGUUAUGUUACGUCAUAGAAUUGGACAACAAAGUUUAAGUGAUAAAUUCAAAUUAUGUGAUAAAAUUGAUCCAGUUCAAACAAAGAAAAAAGACAUAUCAAAUCUUUAUGAAACACUUGCUGGUAAUUUUGCUGAAGUUGUCCAGUAUAAUAAAGAUAAUCGUAAUAGUUCAAAAACAUCAAAUAUUACAAUUGAUACAGUCUGUGAUAUUUUAACAAAUAAUAAAAAUGGAAUAAGUGUUGAUAGAUUAGCAGAAGUAUCAAAUUUAAUUCUAACAGCAAAUAAUGAAACAUGUUUAGAUUAUAAAUAUUCAAAAAUGAUUGAUGAGUUAAAAAAUGUAUCAUGGAAAUCUGAAAUGGCUGAAGGUGGACGUCAAUGGACAUAUCAAACAUGUACUGAAUUUGGAUUUUUUCAAACAUCAACAGCACGUCCAAAAUUAUUCAGUGAAACAUUUCCAGCUGAUUUUUUUAUACAACAAUGUGUUGAUAUAUUUGGACCACUUUAUAGUAUUCAUCUUCUUGAAAAUGCUAUUGAAAGAACAAAUACAUUAUAUGGUGAAUUACAUAUUAAAACAUCAAAUACUGUAUUUGUUCAUGGUUCAAUUGAUCCAUGGCAUGCACUUGGAAAAAUAACAUCAUCAAAUCCACAAGUACCAGCUAUUUAUAUUAAUGGUACUGCUCAUUGUGCAAAUAUGUAUCCAGCAUGUAAAAAAGAUCCUCAAGAAUUAAUCAAAGCACGACAAGUAGUUGGACAAUUAAUUGGCCAAUGGUUAAAACAAUCAUAAAUAUUUUCUUUUUUAUUAAAUAUUUUUUUUUUUCUAUUCAUUUUUCUUUUUUAAAUAAUUUUUUAUAAAUAUUCAAAUAAUAAUAGUUUUAAUAUUCAUUAUUAUCAAUAUUCAUGUGUUAAUUAAAUAUAAAAAUUUAAAAAAAAAAAAAAAACAAUAAUAA